AUGUCGUCCACCAGCAACGCCUCCAUUGACAAGUUCAACGGAGACAAUUACGCAACGUGGAGCCGGUACAUGCGCGGUGUGUUUUUGACGAAGUCCGUCUGGCACGUCGUCAACCGUGAAGUGACUCCGACUUUCACCGACCCGCGAGCGUCCGAUGACUACGUCAAGGCAAGCAACGUCGCGUUUGGUAUGAUGCUGCUGCACAUGAACGCGGACUACCAUCAUGUGCUGGACAACUGCGAGGAAGCCUGGGUUGCGUGGACAAGUCUGAAGACGCUGUACGGUGGGUCGCAGAAGGCAGGACGCAUCUACCUCAAGCGACAACUUUUCAGUAUCAAGAUGGCUGAAGGCGCGAACGUCAUGCAUCACUGCAACGAGGUCCUCAACAUCUCCGCCAAGCUUAGCGGCAUCGGUGCGAAGAUGGAAGACGAAGACGUUGCAAUUUGUCUGCUACUCAGUCUUCCGAAGAGCUACGAAAAUGUGGUGCUCAACAUGGAAAUGAGCAGCACCGAGCUUCGCACUCAAGAUGUGGUGAGAGUCCUGACGAAUGAGCAUGCCAAGCGUCAAGGAGAAAAAGGGACAACGACAGCGACUACGGUGAAGGCUGAAGAUGCAAGCAAGGCAUUCAGCGCCGAGCGUGAGCCCUACCAAUGCACGUAUUGUGGCAAGGUGGGACACACGGUGGAUCGUUGCUGGACAAAGCAGAAGAACGAAGGUCGGGGAGCCCGACGCGGCGGCAAUGGUCGUGGACGCGGGGCUAACAAUGUCCAGUGGGGACAUCAUGAUGAAGGCAAUGGCUACGAUCGAGUGGCGUUUGCAGUCUCGUUCGAAUGUGGAGUUUCGACGAGCAAGGACGUGUCUGGAAUGUGGGCCGUCGACAGUGGUGCAACGCACCACAUUUGCCACGACAAGACCAAGUUCGCAAGUUUGGCAGAGCGCAAUGAGGGCGAACUUGGUGGCUGA
Messenger RNA from Peronospora matthiolae, 963 nucleotides. Lineage: Eukaryota; Oomycota; Peronosporomycetes; Peronosporales; Peronosporaceae. The record is from the annotation of a GenBank genome assembly.